Messenger RNA from Heterostelium album PN500, 1215 nucleotides. RefSeq names its product CHE group protein. Gene Ontology annotation, cellular component: nucleus; nuclear chromosome. NCBI's taxonomy places the organism in Eukaryota, Evosea, Eumycetozoa, Acytosteliales, Acytosteliaceae. The record is from RefSeq and is a predicted model, not a curated record. The transcript is spliced from 3 exons. Gene Ontology annotation, biological process: regulation of transcription by RNA polymerase II; chromatin remodeling. Bases 1 to 1215 code for a protein of 404 amino acids. Gene Ontology annotation, molecular function: transcription coregulator activity.
AUGACAAGUGAUCUUGAUAUGCAACAAGAUCAAGAUAUGAAUAAUAAUAAUAAUAAUAGUAGUAACAAUAAUAGUAAUAUAGAUAAUCAUUCGACAAUUGUAAAUAGUAAUAAUAAUGGAUUAGAAGAAGAAGAAGAAGAUGUUGAUAUAGAUGAAGUUGAAACAAAUACAACAACAACAACAACUACUACAACAAGUAGUAAUAAUAAUAAUAUACAUAAUGAACAUCCAAUGGAUGAAGAUGAUAUAGAUGACGAUAGUCAUAUAACUGCAGAGGAAGAGGAAGAAGAUAAUCAUGUGAUUGAAGAAGAAGGCGAAGAACAAGAAGAAGGAGUAAUGGAGGAAGAAGAAGAAGAGGAAGAGGAGGAGGAGGAAGUAGAGGAUGACGAUGACGAUGAUGAAGAUUAUGUGGAUGACGAAGAAGAGGAAGAGGAUGAGGAAAAAGAUAUGUCUGAACAACAACAGCUUGAUCAAGAUGGCCAGUUGGAUAUAGAGAUAGAUCAGCAGGAUCAACAGCAACUACAACAACUACAGCAACUGCAGCAGCAGCAACAACAACUGCAACAACAAGGACAAGAUCAGAAGCCAAGAGAGGUAUUUAAGAUGCCAGAGGACUAUCUCAUCCCGAUCAAGCUGGACGUACACAACGGAAUCUACAAACUCUCCGAUUCAUUCCUCUGGAAUCUCAACGAGGAUUCCAUCACACCGGAGCAAUACGCCAAGAAUCUAUGUACAGAGAUUGACUAUCCCGAGUGGUUCGACGAGAUGGUUGCAACAUCGAUAGCCAACCAAAUCAACAGUCAUCGUGAAAUCAUGAGAAAACUCAAUGAAAUGUUACCAUCGUUAGGUUCCGAAAGAUUAGUACCAAUAUUUUUGGAUUUAACAGUUAAUGGAUUAAAUUUAAAGGAUCAAUUCGAUUGGGAUUUGUUUUCAUCUAAUAGUGUAGAGGCAUUUGCAAGAUCGUUGUGUCUGGAUCUCGGUUUGUCAAGAGAGUUUGAGAAUGCUAUUUCAUUUGCCAUUAGAGAACAGAUUCAAUUUUACUUUCAUCAACUCACACUGAACCCAGUGAAAUUCCCAAUUAGAGCACCAGUUCACAUUCAACAAGUUAUUAGAAAUGAUUUUGAAUUACCUGUUUGGACACCAACUGUCAUUCGUCAAGGACAAAUACCAUUCCCAUAUCCAUCGAAUAUGAUACCUCAACAACUAAGAAGAUAG